Dichotomopilus funicola is the source of this 1356-nucleotide messenger RNA. RefSeq lists its product as uncharacterized. NCBI's taxonomy places the organism in Eukaryota, Fungi, Ascomycota, Sordariomycetes, Sordariales, Chaetomiaceae. The record is from RefSeq and is a predicted model, not a curated record. The coding region runs from base 1 to 1356 and encodes 451 amino acids. The transcript has a single exon.
AUGAACGAGAUGGGGAUUCGAUUCGAGUCCCUUGGCCCAACCCUUGAGCAGCACCGGGCCUGGCGGCUCGGUGAAACGUUCCAGGAAGACCACCACGCCGAAAUAGAGAGUGCGCUUCGGCAGACAGCUUCAAUCACUGGCUUCGGCGGCAGAUUGCGGGGUAUCGCAAGGAGCUGCAGAGGAGACCACAGUCCCGCCCGUUCCGAGGUGACAUUAUCGGUAACAAAAGCCAGGACCCCCGGGGAGUCGCCAACACCGAGCGUGGAUCGGCCAUCCACUCCGGUCCCGGUAGCAACACCGCUUCUGUUCCCCACGACGCUUCACCCAUCACUAGCUUUCACACGGCGUGUCCCGUCGGGUGAAACGGUCGUUACCUUCCCGCUCUCGGCGCUUGCCCUACCGCCAAAACCAUGUCUCAAACGUCGCCGGCUUGAUACCGACGUCGACGGCCCCGGAACCUUUUCGAUAAGCUGCAAAAAGCGACGGCUGCUCCGGCAUCUCAUCACCUCGCGGCUGUCCCAGGCGUAUUCCCUGCCGGCCACCCACAUUCUCAACCGGGAAGCGGUAACAUCAGGCAGCAAACGGAUUGUCAAGCUCACGGCCAUCAUGUCGGCUCGCCGGCUCAACAACACAGUGACUACCGCACCGCAGGCGCAGCCAUCACAGCAGCCCAGCCCGUCGACGUGGCUACGGCGUGCCGCGGUGCUCAACAGCUUGCGCAGUCGGGUUCAUGCGGUUGCCGCAGAGCGAGCCAACGGCGGCCCGAUUCCCGACGUUGCUGCGGCGCAAGCAUACGUCUUUCAGCAACGACACGGCUCACCGACCGCUUUGAUCGGUGGCCGUUAUCCCAUUACCUCCCCCAGCCAAAGCGGGAGCGGAAGUGGCAAUAAGGACACAGCCAGCUUACCCCCAACACCCGCUCAGCGCCCACCCAGCGCUGGUCCCCACCCCCCUCAUUCCGGUACGGGGCACCACGGCCACGUACAAUGCACGAGAGUGCGCAUCCCCUCGCCUCAACUCCGCCCGCUGCGCUCUCCAGAACUGCGAGUCAGCCGGCCGCUGAUCCCGCUAGAGGAUAUUGAGCCGCUGUACAACGAAGACUGGUCGGGCGAUGACAGCAUGGCGUUCCCCACGUCGGAGCUGGAGAGUCGGUAUCUGUAUGAUGAUGACGACUCUGGAGACGAAGGCGAGGGCGCGGUGUAUGCGGACUUUAGUGUCAUUUUUGGCGGCGGCGGGAGUGAAUCGGACGACGAAGGAAAGGAGAAGAGCGCGGGUAGCGAUGGGGGCGGCGAAGAUGAUUGUUUUGAAGACUAUAUGGAUGAUUUGGAUGGGAUUCCGUGGGGUGAGCCGGCUUGA